Pseudo-nitzschia multistriata is the source of this 1335-nucleotide messenger RNA. NCBI's taxonomy places the organism in Eukaryota, Bacillariophyta, Bacillariophyceae, Bacillariales, Bacillariaceae. The record is from the annotation of a GenBank genome assembly.
GUCCAAAACCUUCUACUUCCAAAGAACACACCAUUCGAUCCUUCAUCAUCCUGCAAAUUACAAGCGACUGUUUCUUCCAGUAAUCACCCAACAAGAUCUUACACGGAUAAUCGACGUAAGAAAGUGCCAUCAACUACAGAUCAAUUCCAUCUCUACCAAACUUCUCGACUGAUCGUGACAAAAUGGCUCGUUCAAUUUGGCCAUCGUUCACAACUUACAUAGUAACAAUUGCACUGUUGGUCGUCGAAGCUGAGGCCUUUACGACAGCUCCGGAAUGUAGGAGAAUUACGAAUGCCAAUAAAAAUAUUUUCGGAAGAGUCCAACAAUUAUCGAUGGUGGCGCAAAUGCCGACGUCAAAUGUUACUAUUGACGACAUGAUGCUUGCGGACAGCGUGUUCGUGGAUGAGGUCAACGUCGAAGAUGCCAAAUACAAGGAUGAAGACGAAGAAAUUGAGGAUCUCUCUACAGUAGACACAAUGGAAAUUAAGAAGCGGCUGUUAGACCUCCUGCCUCGAAUGAAAGGUACGCCAGAGGAAUACAACAUGGUAGAAUCGUACGUCAACACGUUAGAAGAUCGCUACACACCAGUUCAAACUCUGGAUUUCCUGAACUUAGCUAUGUCUGGCGAGUGGCAACUCCUAUUUUCAACCAACCUCGGGGGAAGUAUGAGAAUGAAUUUCCGACUGAGCGAACUCUUUCAACGAAUCGAAGCUAAUUCUCUCAACGGAACAGUCGUUAACGAGGCCACAUGGUCUCUGGCCGAAGAUCACACAGACCCUACACCAGCCACUUCUUUUGAAGCCUUUGGGAAAUUUUCGAUCAAGUGUUCGUAUUCGAUCAACCAAGGUGCAAGGAUGGUCAUGGAAUUGAACGAUCACGUCAUCGAAUUAUCGAAGGGAUCAAAGGUUCCCAAGGAUCCAGAAAAACUUGUAGGUAUGCUGUACAGAGCUAUUCCGACGGAACUCUUCGACCCUAACGAUCACGCUAUGGAUACGACAUACUUAGAUGGCGACCUACGAAUUGUAAGGAUGGCUGGUCCAAAAUUCGAAUCUGUCCGUGACAUUUUCAUUCGAAGGGGCAGUAUUGAAAUCAACCCUGUGUAGAAGGCACUGAAAAUAGGUUUCAGUUUUGUAACCUGUGUUCGUAGAACUCAAACAAAUGAAGCAUUUGGCCGACUGGAUGUCAAAAUUUUAGCAAUUGUUCAAUGAUUGGUGGGUCGGAGACGAGAAGUCGAGGGGAAGGGGAAGGAGAACCUUGGUUCAUAUCAAAAAAGACUUUUGAUAGCGGGAUUGUAUUUGUCCUGGUGGCUAUAACAGAUAAACGCUCAAGCUAAAA